AUGGAGAACGAGUCUGAGAAGGAUGCAGACCAGAAUGAAGAGACAUCCAAUACCAGUGAGUCUCCGGAGUCUGUGUCACUGGCUGACACCUCAGCAGAGAAGGCCAAACAAGGCUCUGACACUGACCUAGAGGCUGAAGAUCCUGAGAAGGCCUUUGCAGGCAUUACGGGCGCAGAGCUGUACUUGGAAGCAUGUAGGCUGAUGGAGGUGGUGCCUGUCUCACACUUUAUUCAGAACUUGGCCAAGCCUUAUAUAAACCUGAACCACCAUGGUCUAGGACCCAAAGGUGUCAAAGCCAUUGCUAUUGCUCUAGUGUCCAACGCAACUGUCACCCAUCUAGAGUUGGAAGACAACUGCAUUCUGGCAGAAGGAGCCAUAUGCAUAGCAGAGAUGCUACGAGAGAAUUCAUCCCUUCAAGAACUGAACAUCUCCAAUAACCACCUAGACACAGCAGGAGCUGAAGCCAUUGCCAGUUUGCUUUUGGAUAACUUGUCCUACCUCCAUGCUCUUCAGCUCUCAGGAAACAACUUUGGAGAGGAGACUGCACCAUACUUUGCUGAGGCAUUAAUGGGCAAUUACCAAGUGAAGGAGCUGGAUCUCAGCCACAAUGAGUUCUAUGAGAAGGGAGGACAGCUCCUGGGACAGAUGCUCGCCAGCAACACAACACUGGAGAUUCUGGACCUGAGCUGGAACCACCUGAGGAGGAAGGGGACAGUAGCACUGGGCACAGGUCUCAGGGGCAAUGGUGCACUGAAAAUACUCAACCUUUCUUGGAAUGGCAUUGGCAACGAGGGAGCACUGGCCCUAGGAGAAGCUCUCAAAGUCAAUAAUGUGCUGGUUCACCUGGACAUCAGCAACAACCAGAUCAACAAUGAGGGAGUCAAGAAGCUCUGCAGGGGCCUUGAAGUCAACGGAAAACUCAAAAUCCUGAAGAUGGCAAAUAAUCCCCUGACUGUGGAAGGUGCCACUGCACUAGUCACAUCUGUCAGAAAGAACCCCAAAUCCAUGAUGGAGGAGAUCAACAUCUCAAAUGUGUUGGUGAAUGAAACUUUCAUCAAGUUGCUGGAUUUUGUGUGUCGAACGCGUCCUGAACUAGAUGUCAUCUAUGGUGAGGUCGAAGGCUGUAUCGCCAAGAUUUCCAAGCAGCAUCCAAAUCCCAUGAAAGUGAUUCAGAACUACUUGAAAGAGCACAACCUACGACUCUGGGACUUUUUUAGAAAUAUUGACAAGGAUGGAGACAUGAAGAUCCCUGUGGCAGCCUUCCGGAGAGCCAUGAUGCAGCAGUCAAGCAUCCCAUUGGACCGAGUCCAAAUUGGGGAACUAGUGCGCAAGUUAGACCGGAACCGGACAGGGGUUGUGGACUAUAGUCACUUAGAAGAGCAGAAGCCAGCACAGAAGCCUGUGGAAGGGGAAAUUGAGGAGGAAAAGAAUGAAGAGCCAUAA
Molecule: messenger RNA, 1443 nt
Organism: Fulmarus glacialis (Northern fulmar)
Lineage: Eukaryota; Metazoa; Chordata; Aves; Procellariiformes; Procellariidae
Gene: LRRC74A
Product: leucine rich repeat containing 74A
Exons: 14
Coding region: 1-1443 (480 amino acids)
Molecular function (GO): calcium ion binding; protein binding
Source: RefSeq, a predicted model, not a curated record